AAACCAAUGGGAGGUCAACUAGGAAGUGGCCCGUUAUUUAUGCCGAUUUCCAUUCGAAUCGGCCGCGUCUGAUUCCAAUGCGCAUCUUCGAUCAAUGGCAAUUGGACUUGUAUAAUUCGAUGUGUUUUUUCCCUGCUCAACUGACCGACCGAAGAGGAGCGAGCGCAGCUCAAGGACGCAGAAACAACGUUGAACCGUUAGAUGUCAGUGUUUACCUUACAAGGAUGAACGAAAUUGCCCAUUCGCGUUAUUUACUCGCGUACAAAUUGAAUGCAUUGAGUGUUUUGGAUCCAGUUCAAUAAUCAGACAGCCGACAUGUGACGCAAUCAUCUCGCGCUAAAAUACCAAAAGCAAACGUAUGGGGCGCCAUUAAAUGGUGUUGUACCCACCAAAAUGGCUGUUUAUUAUUUUGGACAAUCAAACAAAUGAAGAAAGAAACAAAGUAAACCUUCAGGUGUGUCAGACGUUCGGAAGUGUUUGAUGAAUGGCCGUUGCUGCUAUGGCACACGCUGCCACCCAACGUGAGAGCACUUGCAUGAAGAUUCCUUGUUCCCCCGAGGCCUGUUGACCACAGGUCACCUAAACCUACAAAGUCCAAACAAGCAAGGCUAACAGAGGUCAACAGACAUGCCUUAAGUCCAUCCGACACGCAUGAGAAAGCAGCCCAAAGUGUCCUUCCUGCCAUUUUGUCAGGUCUCGUUUCAAAGACCAGGAUGAUGGAGUCUUUGAGGGUCCCAACGCAAGAAACCUAAUUGCUAUGUUUCUUUACUCUGGACUUGUUGCUGUCUUUUGAGCAGAUCCACUUGAUUUGGGCAGGUGCAAACGGGAGCAGAUAGACUGGAUGAAAUUGAGUUGAGGGGGGGAGCACCCUUAUGUUGAGAAGAUUCUUCCGGAAGUGGGACCUAACAGCACCUUUUUUUUUUUUAAAUUUCGUUGUACAUGUGACAAUGACGAAUAAAGAUCUAUUCUAUCUAUUCUAUUCUUUUCUCCGAUGAAUGUCACUUUGGGGCCUGAGCUCUGGACUUUGUCAGCCACCAGUGAGCACACAACACGCUGAUUUACACAAGCGUGUGUGUGUGCGCGUGUGUGUAAAAUCGAGAUGAUCUGUGGCAGGAAGCGAUCCGUGUUGCUGUGUACACAUAAACAGCAGCCACGGCCACGCCAGAGGCAAUGUGGAGUGUACCUACUUUGAGGAAAGUGCUAUGUUUACAUUGGGGAAUUGUCGUAGUCUUGUGGAUGCCAUUGCCUGGGAGAGGCCACGAGUUAUUUGUGCCCCUGCGGCAGGAAGUGCGCUUUCACCACGCACGCACACACGCACACACACACACUUGAGCACGUAUACACUGGUUCGGCGCUGUUUAUGACAGAUGACCCCCGCCCGAGGACGGACGACCCCCCGCCUUUCCUAUUCCUAAAUCAGCAGCGUGUCGUCAAGGAAGUAAACAGCGUGACGGAGCCCGCCCGUGGACACCAUUUGUUAUUGUUAUUAUCAUAAGCUCCCGUAAAUAAAAUACACAAGUCCCACAUCUGCAUUGAUUGCGGGGGAGCCAAAAUGGCCAUCGGUCAACGUGAAGCAGAGCAAAUUGAGUCGCUUACCAUCCACGGUAACGCACGGUAGGUAGGAUGCGCACGUGCAGUUAACGCUAACACGCGACGCUAACAUCUGAAACUUAAUGCAUGCUGUUAGCGUCCUUUUGACCAACACGCCCGCACCUUCUUCUGACUGACAGAGCUGAAUAAAUGCUGGAUAUCAAGUAAAGACAUUGAGCGGCAUGACAACCAGUGAAAUAAGUGAGAAGAAGCAAACGCAAUGCUGAUGCCAUGCUAAGGUGCAUAGACCCGACUCAUAAAAGAUGCUAAUACACAUUGAUGAUUAUUUAUACGUAUAGCAUGAUAAUAUUUGAUGGUAAGUUUGGAGGAGCCUUGCAUACGUCACAAAAUGAAUGGCUGGAUGGCUGGCUGGCUGGUUGGCUGGCAAACGCACGCACGCACACACGCACGCACACACGCACACUUGCAGAACAGGCCUGUGCAUGACGUGGGUCCUGCUACAUUGCUGAGGUGUUUGUCUGUGUGUGUUUACAUGUUCAAUCGCAUGUGGUGACCUGUUGUACUCCCACAAUGCACGCAGUGUUUGUGUGUGUGUGUGUGUGUGUGUGUUAUGAUGAGCUGCUAAUCCGGCACAGGUCAACAAGGUCCCGAGCAAAUGUCAGUAAACACAACACACUCACACACAGACACACACGUGCACACGCAACUCGUCUCUGUGGUGUGUCAAAUGUAGAGGGGAAAAAAAAAAACGUUUUAGAUCAUUCUUUCUGUUAUCAUCUCCGCACCAGAAGCGAUUUGCGUGUGUGGUGUGUGUGUGUGUAGGUUUAAUAGUGCGCCCAUGCAUCUCACAUGAUGACUUGGAACGUAUCGAGCAAGUCAGAACGCUAGCUCGCAUUUCAGCACUUUUUGUUUCGAGUUGUGUAUCAAGUUAUCCUGAUAUCAUGGCUGCGUCAUGCGUGCGUGCGUGCAUGCGCGUGUGUGUGCGUGCAGCCUCCUUGUUGCCACUAAGUCGUGCCAGCUCAUUACGAGAUCAAUUACAAGCUUCUUAUUAGCACUCACAUGACGUUUAGCUCCUCACCUGACAGAGAGAGACGGGCGCGCAAUCACACACGCGUAACACAUGUCAACCAAACAAGCGCGAGCGAGCGCACACAUCACACACACACACACACACACACACACACACACACACACUUUAGACCCCAAAACAGCAACACUGUAUGCAUGUUAAGUUUUCGAUAAAUGCACAACAGUGCAUUUUCCUUCAUCAAACCAAUUUAGUAUUUAAGACAAAAGAAUAUAUUCAUUUUAAUUGCGUCCCCAAUGUGUAACUUGCCAGUUUUGCAAAUACUGUCGAGAUUUGUCUUCUUCAUAAUUGUACCUUUCCAAACGUUUUCCUGCUGAGCGCCUUUUGCGGUGUCUCAUCCGCACGACUUUGCAAGCAUGUUCGUUUCAAUUCCAACUCGCCCAACGCCAAAAUUUGCAAAUAACAAAUAGAUAUCGAGAAAAGCGCUCCAUUGUUUUCGGCUGUACGUUUUGACACGAUGCAGCCAAGAUCAUUUCCAAGUUCUACUUACAAGUUGAUCCCAAAAAAAACUUUUUUCCCUCCUAUCAUUCAAUUGCGUUUGUCACAAUCAUUCAUUCAAAGCGUAUAUAACGCCUGCCAUUUAUUUGUAUUUCACAUUCAAGUCAAAAACAGAAUUGCAAAAUGCAUGUCUAGAAUGAAAUAAGAAAUAGAAAGCGCCUAACAAAUCAAAUAAAAGCUGCAUUUUCGCAAAGAAUGGAAAGGUUGCUUUCAAAUCGAUUUUGGUGCAUGUUCUUACGGCUCAUGUUGAAACAGAUCUUUUUUUUUUCUCUCUCUCUCUCUCUCUCUCUCUCUCUCUCUCUUUUCCCUUUCUGCUGCUGUGAGGACGGCUGCCGAGGAUUUCAGCCCGGAGAAGGGAGAAGGGGGAAAAAAAGAAGACCAGACCUGCAGGUCUGAAUGCAUGGCGCCUCCAAGAAUGACAGCAGACAAGAGCGAGCUGAGCCAGCCCAGCCCAACCGCAGAACCGAGCACAGAAUCAAACAGAACCAAAGCAAUCGAUAAGGCUGGACAACCAGAGAGCCCAAGGUCAAGCAAAUCACCAAGUGGAACCAAAGCCAUGCACUUGGAGCAGAAAAUAGAAUCAAGAGGAACCCGAGCAAAGACUUAAUGGAACGCAAACUCAAACAACCACAUGAAGAUUAAGAAACACGUGGAAAGAUGCAUGCAUGGAAAAGAAGAACAAAAGUGCAUGGCUGAAACCAUCACAAGGAGCUAUAGGACUAACAGGUUGCUUCCUCACAACACACACACGCGGGCGGGCGGGCGCGCGCGCACACACACUUUCCAAAAGCAUGUGGACCUUUUGUGAUUGGUCCGUCCUUUCAACACCCCCCCCUUUCCCUCCGCGGCCUCAAUUCCCAGUUUUGGUGCGUUCGGGCGGACUCCCUUGCUCGCACCCGUGCACGGCCACCCGGGCUUGGGGAGGCCGUUGAAAAUGUUGACAAUGACGAUGAUGACGAUGCUCCAGAGCUCCACGCCUUUCUCCGUCAAAGACAUCUUGAGAUCGGGACGGGACUACCCCCCCGUCCACACGGCCCACAGCGUCCCGCCGCCCUCCGGCGCGCUGGCCCGGGACAGCGCCCCGGCGCCACCGAUGCCUUUCUUGGACCCUGAGCUCGCGCGGCUCGUCGGAGACCCGGAGGAGGACCAGGAGCAGGAGGAGGAAGACGGCGAGGCGGGAAGCGGACUGACCCCGGACGGCUACCCCGGGACGCGCCGAGGGGGGUGCCGGCUGGGGACCUCCCAAGACAUGGACCAGCGGAAGAGCAGCAAGCAUGCGGAGACUGCGUCGUCCCGGGUCGAAGCUUCCUCGGACGGGGUCCAGCCGAGGCCGCGGAGCCGCCGUCGCCGGCCGCGGGUGCUCUUCUCGCAGGCGCAGGUGCUGCAGCUGGAGCGCCGCUUCAAGCAGCAGCGCUACCUGUCGGCGCCCGAGCGGGAGCACCUGGCGGCGGCGCUCGAGCUCACCUCCAACCAGGUCAAGAUCUGGUUCCAGAACCGCCGCUACAAAUGCAAACGUCAGGGGCAAACCAGGACCGUGGAAGCGGGAGGCCUGCCCAUGCACGAAACUCCGCUGCCGCCGAGGCGCGUGGCCGUGCCCGUGCUCGUCCGAGACGGGAAGCCGUGCCACGCCAGCGGGGGCUCAACUCCCGGCAAUCCGAGCGCCGCUGCGCCGUACGCUUACGCGGGGGGCUACCCGGCCUACACGUACGGAGGCCCCGCGUACCACCAGAGCAACUCCAGCUGCGCAUACGGCGGCCCGGGGGCGGGGCCGGCGGCCGCAGGCUGCCCCAACGCCUUCGUCAGCUUAGGCGGCCUGCAGGGGCUCUCGGUGCCGGCCCACAACCGUCAGGGGGGCAUCCGGGCUUGGUAGGCGGAAGAAAAAAGAAAAGAGGAAAAAAUAAAAAAUAAUAAAAAAUCGGUUCAUUGACGGGAUUGUUGACGUCAGACAAAGAGAGAGGACUCGUGAUAAGAUGCAAGUUUGAAGUUUUUUGGACGUUUUUUUUUUUUUUUUUUGGUUGCUGUUAGUUCUUUCACGUCUAUUGUAUUAAA
Messenger RNA from Syngnathus typhle (broad-nosed pipefish), 5185 nucleotides. RefSeq names its product homeobox protein Nkx-2.3-like. Gene Ontology annotation, molecular function: DNA-binding transcription factor activity, RNA polymerase II-specific; RNA polymerase II cis-regulatory region sequence-specific DNA binding. Gene Ontology annotation, cellular component: nucleus. Lineage: Eukaryota; Metazoa; Chordata; Actinopteri; Syngnathiformes; Syngnathidae. The transcript has 4 exons. Bases 4071 to 5006 code for a protein of 311 amino acids. Gene Ontology annotation, biological process: cell differentiation; regulation of transcription by RNA polymerase II. The record is from RefSeq and is a predicted model, not a curated record.